CAAACAGCUGCAUUACAAAAAAUUAAUUUGAGCGCGUAAGUCAAUAGCAUCUUUUGAGCAUACAAUUCAUUCAGUACGAACAUUUCAUUAAAACGUCUAAAAACUAACACAAUAUGCCCCCGAAAAGGAAAAGAGGAGCCACUAGUGUGGAUGCUUCUAAAUCAUCAGCUACCAAAAAAUCCAAGGCAUCAGAUGAACCACCGAAAUUAAAGAAAAACUUUCCAGUUCUUUAUGUAGAAUGCUGUCGUUCCUGAUCCGUGUUUAAAAGACGGGCAGAAGCAUUGCACCGUGAGAUUGUUAAUUUGUUAACCCCUCUAAAAUCUAAUAUAGAAUUACAGUUGUGUGUUAAUUCCGAUGGUCCUCCGAGAAGAGGUGCAUUUGAAGUAGCCAUAUCAAUGGAACCCUCCGAUGACGUUGACCAGCGCAAUCUCAUUUGGACGGGUAUAAAGCGCACUCCACGAGCACAAAAAUUCCCAGCUGCUGAAGACAUGGCUGAAGUUAUAAAGAAGCAUCUUAAGCUUGUUUCCUCCGACGUAUCACCUUUGAAGCAGGAGGAGUCUGAACAAGACGAACCUGACGCUAAGAUAUCCACAAGUGAUGAGGAGAAGCCACAAAAGAGCUCGUAUUCUAAAGGUGGAAGGUCAAAGAAAUAAUGCCAUUUCGUAAGCCAUCGGAUAUAAUUUUCCAAAGCAAGGCAUAAUUUGUCAAUGUUUUUUAGUUCAUUUUUGCCAUAUUUAGCACUUAUGACUUUGUUAGUGGUAAAACCUUUUGGAGCCCUCUCAAACGAACCUUUUGCUAAUGACGAAAAUAUUAUAAAACACUGGGAAUUAUGAAUUCUUUGGAAAUAUCUAUAGAAAUUAAGUUGCUCUCAAUAAGCAGAAUAAAUAUCUUUUAUAAACAAUA
Molecule: messenger RNA, 903 nt
Organism: Stomoxys calcitrans (stable fly)
Lineage: Eukaryota; Metazoa; Arthropoda; Insecta; Diptera; Muscidae
Product: selenoprotein BthD-like
Exons: 2
Cellular component (GO): Golgi apparatus
Source: RefSeq, a predicted model, not a curated record